AUGUCCCGAGACGCUUUUGCCCAACAGGUCAAGGACCGACUGUGCCUCACAGCUGGGCUACCUUCUGCUAAUCCGACUGCGUCUUACUGGCAAGAACCUCCUUCGGAAAUAUAUACUAUCCAAUCAGCGGAUCUGCCUUCUGAGACAGACUUCGCUAUCAUUGGAUCCGGCGUGACUGGCACCAGUGUUGCUCACACCUUGCUCAGCCAUCCUCGAGCGGCUGGGCGGAUCACUAUGUUGGAAGCUCGCACCGCUUGUAGUGGUGCUACAGGCCGCAACGGUGGUCAUCUUGUUUCCGACAUCUGCGAUCGCUUUCAAGACCUUGCUGAUAGUUUGGGAGCUGAAGAAGCUAUCAAAAUUUUGCGUUUCUCCGAGGCCAAUAUUGCAGAGCUUAAAGCAGUAGUUGCUCAGCUGGAUGAGUUUGAACAAGACGCUGUGGAACUUCGCGAAGUCAACGCCACUGCCACAAUUGGAGACAGAGAAACGUUGGAACACCUCAAAGGCUCAUUUGAGCUAAUGAAAGCUACCGCUGGUCAAACGAAACUUGCAUAUGGGGUUAUUGAAGAUCAAGAUGUAAUUAAGAACAAGUACAAGUAUCGAGAUGGAGUCGCUGUCUCUGAACAAAAGGGUGCUGGGGCUCUUUGGCCGUACCGACUUAUCACCAUCGUUCAAAAGCGUCUUCUGAACGCCCACAAGAGUCGAUUCAGCAUUGAGACUAAUACCCCCGUCCUCUCUAUAUCCUCUCAAGGAGUCGCUGGCGAGGCCGAGCACAUGUACUUCCUGCAGACUCCACGAGGUGUCAUAAGAGCACGAAAGAUCAUUCACUGCACGAAUGGUUAUUCAUCACACCUACUGCCUAAUCUCACCGGGGUAGUUUAUCAGCUUAGGGGCACAGUCUCGGUCCAAGAUCCCGGCGACUCGUUUCCUAGACUUGGCCACGAGUUGUCAUGGACCAAGGCCCACAAGGGUUAUUAUGACCCGGAGACAAGAACAGUGACGCCUGGGCUCUAUUAUGCGCAACAGAAUGCGAAAACUGGUGAGAUUGUUAUUGGAGGCGAGAGCCAGGAGGUUGAGAACCUGCUCACGAGUGAUGACUCGGAAGUGAGCCCCACCGCAAAAGAGCAUAUCUCAUCCAUUAUCCCCAAGAUAUUCAUAGAUGCUGACAAUGCCAAGACGAGGAAAGUUUGGUCUGGUAUCAUGGGAUUUACUCCAGAUGGAUUGCCUCUGGUAGGCAACUUGGCCCAGAAAUCAACUGGGAGAGCGGGCAGUGAUGAGUGGAUUGCAGCAGGGUUCAACGGUCAUGGGAUGGAUAAGUGUUGGUUGAGUGGUCUGGCUGUUGCCAAGAUGGCAAUUGGUGAGGAUGUGCCUUCGUGGCUGCCGGCAUCAUUUCUCGUCACUGAGGAAAGGCUGGAGUCUCUUACAUUGGAGCGGGCGGUGGAAUCAAUGGUUGCGGCGUUCCCUAGUGAAUGA
This is a messenger RNA of Fusarium oxysporum Fo47, 1470 nucleotides long. RefSeq names its product FAD dependent oxidoreductase. NCBI's taxonomy places the organism in Eukaryota, Fungi, Ascomycota, Sordariomycetes, Hypocreales, Nectriaceae. Gene Ontology annotation, cellular component: cytoplasm. The transcript is spliced from 3 exons. Gene Ontology annotation, molecular function: oxidoreductase activity. The record is from RefSeq and is a predicted model, not a curated record. The coding region runs from base 1 to 1470 and encodes 489 amino acids.